UUUAGGACACAGGAGUGAAACGAUGAAACGGGUGGCUUGAUGGAGAUUCGACUUGAAGCCGCGCUGGCGCGUUAUGUCAUGACGCCACGCGCGAGCAUUCCGGGCCGGGAGUCUUCAGUUGAGCGAUCAAGCGACGGCAGUCGGCCGCAGACUGUCGGUCGAGUGCAUGUGUUUUUUGAUCACGGAUCGCUGUAUAUGAAUCACAACCUACGCCAACAUUAGAAACGUUAACGCUUCGCAUCCAAAUCAUCAUUGUAUAACAUGAUAGGUGACGAGGAGCGAGUUCAUCAGUGCGGCGAGUGUGGUUUGACAUUGUCCACUCGCAGUGCGCUUACAGCACACGCACGAUCCCAUCGUUCUACUGCUGAUGCACAUCGCUGCGACGUGUGCCAUAAGACUUUUGCUGUGCCUGCACGACUCGUGCGCCACUACCGAACCCAUACUGGCGAGCGACCAUUUGAAUGUGAAUAUUGCCAUAAAAUGUUUAGUGUGAAAGAAAAUUUGCAAGUACACCGUCGUAUUCACACAAAGGAGAGGCCGUAUCGGUGCAAUGUUUGUGAUGCGGCAUUCGAGCAUUCCGGAAAACUUCACCGACAUGCUAGAAUCCAUACCGGCGAGAGACCGCACGCAUGUCCACAUUGUCAUAAGACGUUCAUACAAUCUGGUCAACUGGUCAUACAUUUAAGGACCCACACAGGUGAGAAACCCUAUCGUUGUCCUGCACCUGGAUGCGGAAAGGGCUUCACCUGCUCUAAACAGCUUAAAGUACAUUCUCGUACCCACACGGGAGAGCGACCCUAUACUUGUGAAAUUUGUCUCAGGGACUUUGGUUAUAAUCAUGUUCUCAAAUUACAUCGUUUUCAACAUUUUGGCGAGCGCUGUUAUCGUUGCACUGUAUGCGACGGUACAUUUAAUACAAAAAAACAAAUGGAAGCCCAUAUUUACAAAGAACAUGGCGCGGAAGCCCCCCGCACCGCACCUUUACAGAGUACAACACCAAUGGCUGCCGAUGGUAAAGUGAUGUGUGACUUGGUUGAAGCUGCUUUGCAACAGCUUCCUCCUACUCCACCUAGUUCACCGCCAUCACCUAGAUGUCCCAGUAUUUCAGUGGCUUCAAUGAUGCCAUCGUCAACUCAAGUCAACGAUACGCCGACAUCAUUAGCUGCGGUCCCCGUACAUUACAUUUCGUUGCCGUCUGAUUUACCGCCUAGAAAACGUAAAUUUAUUCCUCACAUAAACGAAGAAAUUACUCCGGCUGUGCGUCAUACUUCUGUUAUACAAUUUGCUCCGCCAGCUACAGAAUCAUAGUAGUGCUUGUUACAAAAUCAAUUAAAUUUAAAGUAAAAAAAUUACAUUAUUAUUAUAAUCAUUAAAGGCUUAAGAUAUUUUAGGUAGGUAUUUCAAGGCUGUUUAUUGGUUCGAUUGCAUGAGAAUGUGGAAUAUAGUGCUUGUGUUAGAUGAAUAGUUUGUUAUGGUAGUUGAACUUUUAUGAUCUGGAAUCGGUUAAGUGUCAUUUAAAAUUUGUAUGUUUCAAUGAAUCAUUAUUAGUUAUGGAGAACCUCAGUUACUCCAGGAAUGCAUUUUGUUGAUCGGGUAAUUUGAGAGCCAUGAAUGUUUCGUUAUUUGUUUUUAUAAUCAACGUAUUUAAUCUAACGGUAGGUAUAUAGGUUUUUAAUGUGAUUUUGUGGUAAACUAGCAUUUACAAUUUCCGACAGUUUCGGUCAAGCCAUUUUUAAUUAAUCUGAUA
This is a messenger RNA of Bombyx mandarina (wild silkworm), 1747 nucleotides long. It is a transcript of the gene Kr-h1, whose product is annotated as Kruppel homolog 1. NCBI's taxonomy places the organism in Eukaryota, Metazoa, Arthropoda, Insecta, Lepidoptera, Bombycidae. The record is from RefSeq and is a predicted model, not a curated record.